AUGUGUGAUACGGAGCUAAGCGACCUGGUGAAAAAGUUCCAGGCCAUUCAGCGACAGGAGGUCCCCAAUCAGAUUGGCGAGCGUAACGUAGUCGAGAUCAUCAAUGUCCUGCGAGAAAAGAAAAUGGUUGACCUCCUAUACACCCUCGAUGGCAAGGAGUACCUCACGUGGGACCAGCUGCGGCGCGAGGUCGUUGACGAAAUUGUCGUCAACGGUGGGCGGAUGAAUGUGGUCGACCUGCCUGGAUGUCUGAACGUGCACGUCACCUACAUCGAGCGCGUGCUCCCAGAGGUGCUCGAGGACCCUAGCCUCCGCAUCGAAAGCGGGGAGUUUAUGACCGACGAGUACUUGGACUCAACCAUUCAGGCUGCGGCUGAAGCGUUGAAUGAGCAGGGAUUUCUUGACAUCGCGGAAUUCGCAAAGUCCCAUCGGUUUAGCUCCAUUUUUGCACACGACCUCCUCAUGAGGGCGGUGGAGUCGCGGAGGCUACGUGCGGUGGCCGAGGGAAAUGCCAUCUACACGAAGCAGUUCGUGCACUCGCAAAGGGUUAUCUUGCGGGCAGGUCUUAUGGCCGCGACGCGGCCAGUGAACCUGGCAGCAUUCUUCGCGCGGCACAAUCUCUUUCUGCCACUUAUGGAUCCCGUCGUCGACGCCGUGCGUGAUGAGCUCCCCGGCAAAGUCGAGGGAAGAGUUUACGUUCCAACUUGCUUUGAAGUCGCUCGUGCAGAGCAAGUUGAAAACGUUUAUUUCUCCAACGGCUUCAUUGACUACGCACUAUUGCACCAACACGGCAUUCCGCAGGCGAAAGAAUUCCUCCUCGGCAAGUACAACCCUGCCCUGGGAGGGAACGCAGCCGCAGCAACUGGCGCGGAACCGCGGAAGCGGCGAGGCCGUCGCAACCAGAACACCGCGGCCCCCGUGGAAUUGGCGCCGGUGGCUCGUACUGAAAGACACCCGAACGCGGGCCACGCCCUUUCCAGUUGUUUCGUCUCCGAUCGCUUUCUCGCCAAUCUCAUUGCCCUUGAGGAUCUUACGCAGGGUGACACUCUAGCGCUGGACCUUGCGCUUCACUUGCCAUCCGCCGUCGAUUUUGCGCAGGACUCCAAUACACUAUUGGGGCGGCUGCGUGAGCUGCAUCCCAUUAUUAAUUUUUGUGUUGUUCUGGACGGGGGCGUGCUUGUUCAUGGAUCGGCCUUGGAUAAAGUGAAGGCGCGGCUGCGUGCUGUCUUUGAGGAGAGGCUCAAGCAAGGGGGAGACAAGAGACCCAGAAAAGCCUCAGAGCGUACUGUUUUUGGAGACGAGCAAGAACAAACGUUUCUGCGUGUGCUGGCCGAGGUGACGGGCCUCUCCUUGCAGGAGUACUCACAGGCUCUUGAGGACCUUUCGUCUCAAUGGAAGGAUGCGGCGAGGGGCAUCUAUGAUGAGUUGGUGGCCGCUGUGGAACAGAACGCAGCUGUGGACCUGAAGCGGAUGCGUUCCAGGCUUCAGCUCUCACUAGGCUCAGCCUGGGUGGAACUGUUUGUGGCCUCCAAGGGAGUCGCGUGGUGCUCGUCGCAGCUAGAUGAAGUGGCAGCUACAGCCAUUAAUCGGCAUGUGUUGAACACCCGUGCCCUUCCAAUGGUGCGUGACGUUCUUCUUAACGAGAGUCUGGACGCGGCCGAGAUGUUUGCGCGUGUUUCUGAGGUUUUGACGCCGGAACAACCCACUGUUGCCGUAUUCCAAAAGGCGUUGCGGGCUUUUCCAGAAAAGCGGCGUCCGGCGCUGUUGCCCAUGGUAGAGGCUGUCAAUGGCAAGUCGGUAGGGAGCUUUGUAAGCCUUCUGCAGGAAAUGUGCACCACCGGCCAAAUCGCCAUUUCCUCCUUCCACCAGCCGAAUAAAAAGGUGGAGCGGGAAACACUGGCGGCGGUGAAGAAAGAGCUGCGGGAGCGAGUCGAAAAUGGCACCUUUGGUGCCGGUGCGGCCCACGAUGGUGUUCUCUUUGCAUUAAUUUGUAGCCUCCUCCUUCACUCGCAAUUCCGCGUUCACGUGGAGCUUCCUGGGCGCGCGGUGGGAAGUGUGGUCUCGCUUCUCGUGAAGGAGGUGGCGGCGCUCAGCGGGGUUCUUCGGGACGCUCACGAGCUCAUCAUGGGUGCAUUUGGCGGGAAGGAGCUGAGCGCCGAGUCCCUCGUGCGGCUUGAGGAGCUCCGCAUGUUGUCACUGGAGGAGGUGUAG
Messenger RNA from Trypanosoma conorhini, 2211 nucleotides. Its product is annotated as CG1104 protein-like protein. Gene Ontology annotation, cellular component: endoplasmic reticulum membrane. The coding region runs from base 1 to 2211 and encodes 736 amino acids. The transcript has a single exon. The record is from RefSeq and is a predicted model, not a curated record. Gene Ontology annotation, molecular function: UFM1 ligase activity. NCBI's taxonomy places the organism in Eukaryota, Euglenozoa, Kinetoplastea, Trypanosomatida, Trypanosomatidae. Gene Ontology annotation, biological process: protein K69-linked ufmylation; response to endoplasmic reticulum stress; regulation of proteasomal ubiquitin-dependent protein catabolic process.